CCGUGACCCAUUUCUUUUCCCAGUCCCGUUGAAUGGGUAACGUUAUGGAUUCUAAGAAUUUCAAGGUUCAUGAACAUAUGAAAUGCUGACAGGUAAAAGGUUGACAACAAGGUGCUAGAUUGAUAACAAUGUAGAGGCUGUAUUACUGGUCUCAUGAUGUGGUAAAUAACAUGUGAUCACUUUAGAUGUAUAAAUGAUAGAGAAAUGGCACAGAAAUUGAAUGUUGUCAAUCGUCCAGCAUUACUGGCAGCUCAGAUAUCGGUGGCUGAUGAAGAUUUGUUUGGAAGUGGAGAGGAUGAUUCAGAUGAUCAGGACAAAGGUAAAUCUACUGAUGAGGUCUUAACCAAUGAACAGGUUCUUGAUGAGGUCUUUCAGCCAACCAAUGAACAGGUUCUGGAUGAAGUCUUUCAGCCAACCAAUGAAAAGGUUGUAAGGAAAUCAAUUGAUCAGGUUGAUGAAGUCUUCACUCAGACAAAUGAAGAUCAUGUGAUAGCGCCUGGAAAUGAUGAUGUAUUCAUGAGGAAUUCUGAUCAAGUGGUCCCUCAUUUUGACAGUCAAGAAAGUAGUGACGACAGUAACUCUAGUGCUCAACUCAGACGUGAGAUUUAUCACAGAUCACGGGAAUCUGACAACUUAGAAGACACAGGAAUUAGAAGAUCACUUAGUUUACCUGAUAUUGUUCCUAAAGGAUUAGAAAAUGAAACGGACAGUUUCAAAAGUCGUAGACAGAACUUGUCAGACAAUUCACCCGAUGUUGUCAGUUCAUCUUCCAACAAGUCAAGUACAGCUAGUUCUAACGAACCAGUGCAAUCAAUUGCCACCACCAAAGAACAAAUAUCAAUCUUACGACAGAAUAGCCAAAAAAAUCCUAAACUGUCACGGUCUGUCAGCUUCAGUUUGAAUGAGAAAAAAGAUGAAGACAAUUCUAUUGAAAGUAAAACUGAUGAUGACGACAGCUCCUGUGAUGCAGAUAGAAAGAGACGUGAGUUCCGAUCCAGUGGCUACGGUACAGGAGAUAGUGACAAGGCUAGCUCUGUUCAAUCUCAGCUCAGCCAGGGAUCGGUUUUUGAUGGGGGCAGUUUUAAUCAAGAGGGUUUAGAACAUGAGGAAAGCAAUACUGAACAUCAAGGAGCAAACAGUGAUAAAACAAGGAAAAGUUUUGAUGAACAGAGAACCAGUUUAGACCAUCAGAUAUCAGAUCAGAUUGAUGGUAGUUGUAAUCCUUGUAAAGAAGACAAUCUGGUUGGGUUGUUAAGUCCAAGUAGUAAUGAAUCUGACAGUGAAAAAAUAACCGUAAAAAGUGGACACAAACACAAACAAUACGAUUUAAUACCAAACUUAAGUGCAAUAAGUCAAUCAUCAUUAACGAUAGACACACCUCCAAUUAAUGGUGGAUCUAAAGAUAGCCAAUCAGGCAGCAGUUCAUCAGUUCAGUCAACCAAUCAAAACAAACCAAGUCAACCAUCCAUUCAUAUCUCAUCUAGUGAGGAUAGUAAUUCAUCCAUACAAAUACCAAACUUUGAUGUAUUGUUAAAUGAAUGUCGGAACAGUUCUAGUGGAUCAUCUUCUGACACAUCAGACUCUCUCAAACAUGUACAGAAAAAAUACUGUAAAACACGAGACGAACUGAAAUCUCAAUCUCCACCAGCCUUUGCCACUUGCCUCCCCCAAUCACCCAUACAUGAAUCAGUAGAUACUGGUAUCUUCAGUAGAACCACAGCAUCAGAGACAGAUCAGAGUCACAUGAUGUCGUCAGGGGUGGAUUAUUUUGAUUAUAGAAGUUGUAAAGAUUAUAUGACAAGAGAGAUUCUACAGCAACAGAACAUCAGUGAGGAUCUCAAGUUGGAAUUAAUAGAAAGUCCUAUUACACCAAGUCCCAGGGAUUACACUUAUGUGAUACAGCCCAGAAUAACAUCAGACACUGUAGAGAAAUCAUCCAGGUGUAGGGAUGUACAUUGUAGUUUUAAAUUCUGUGUAAAGUUACCCCAUUACUGUUUGUUAUUGAAUAUUGAGAGCACUCAAAACCAUGGAGCAGUCUCUAAUGAAAGUAUACAGAAACAAGAUAAACCAAAGUUUCAAAGGAAAAAAAUCAGUCAUGCUCUGGCAUAUUUACAAGCUAGUUAA
This is a messenger RNA of Mytilus trossulus (common blue mussel), 2124 nucleotides long. RefSeq names its product dentin sialophosphoprotein-like. Bases 205 to 2124 code for a protein of 639 amino acids. The record is from RefSeq and is a predicted model, not a curated record. Lineage: Eukaryota; Metazoa; Mollusca; Bivalvia; Mytilida; Mytilidae. The transcript has 4 exons.